UACUAUGCAUUCACCAAUAGAAGAUUCAAGAACUGCCCGAAUAUAUCAUUUUCUUUUCUUUUUUUCUGUUAAGUUUCUUCAUACAUGACUUUUGAAUUCUUUAGCUUCCAGCUCGGCUCCGUGAACCAACACAACACCAUUCUUCUUGAUUAAGCACAAACUGUGCUUUGCCAGCGUCGACACUGGAACAUUCCUUAUGGCAGCUUCUCAGAUCAAUCCAUGGAAUUUGAUUUCCGGCAUCUUAGGAGUAAUCUGCCUUUCCUUGAUGGCUACUACGGGGAUUUUGCUGAAACAUUUGCUUACUAAACAAAGUAUUCAGCCAACAAUGUCUCCAGGACUAACCACAGAAAUCCAGAAAGAAGCUGACUGUUGUUCUUGCCAAGAAAAGUGGAUUGGGAACCAAUGCAACUGCUACUUCUUUUCUACUGAAUUAAAAACUUGGGAAGAGAGUCGUGAUUUCUGUGCUUCUCAGAAUUCCAGUCUACUUCAGAUUCAAAACACAGAUGAAUUGCAUUUUAUGAGGUCCAGUACAAGCUUUUACUGGAUUGGGCUCCGUUACAGUGAAAAACAUCGUGCCUGGAUGUGGGAAAACAACUCCAACGUCUCCCAAGAUCUAUUGCCGUUAAUUCAAAAUUUAAAUACAAAGAAAUGCGUAGUGUAUAGCCCAGAUCGAAGUGCUUUGGAUGAACCCUGUGGAAGUACAUAUCGUUUUAUAUGUAAGCAACAGCUGAGGCGCCCGGGUGGCUCAGUCGGUUGAGCCUCCGACUUCAGCUCAGGUCAUGAUCUCGCGGUUUGUGAGUUUGAGC
This is a messenger RNA of Lynx canadensis (Canada lynx), 806 nucleotides long. RefSeq names its product killer cell lectin like receptor D1 (gene KLRD1). The record is from RefSeq and is a predicted model, not a curated record. The coding region runs from base 197 to 757 and encodes 186 amino acids. The transcript is spliced from 6 exons. Gene Ontology annotation, biological process: stimulatory C-type lectin receptor signaling pathway; positive regulation of natural killer cell mediated cytotoxicity. NCBI's taxonomy places the organism in Eukaryota, Metazoa, Chordata, Mammalia, Carnivora, Felidae.